AAAUUUCUGUUAGCAGCCUUUUUGUAGCUUUUUCUUAUUCUCCUCUCUGUUUUAUUUCAUUUUCUCAACGUUUCUCGCAUCUCUUUCUUUCUAUCCAAACAACCUCAUAAUUCUCCUCCUCUUGGUAACCAAUGGAGAUGUCAAUGGAGGAUUCGUGUUCGCAUGUUCUAAUGCUUUCAAUGGCUCGCGUUUCCCUCUCUGUUGCUGUACGGACUCGACGGUCUCAACCGAAUUCUCCUAUACAGACAACAAUACGAAUAUGUAAAGUUAGAAUUAACUAAACACUCUGGUUUAGUUUCUUUUCCAGUUGUUUCUUUGGUAUUUUACGUUUCUUUUUGUUAUGGACCUGGAAAUCCAAGAAUUGAAGAUUUUUUAGGGUUUGCUUUUGAAGUUUGCUCUUUUAAGUUUCUGUUUCAUUUGCAUGUCGGAUUUUGGAGAAACUUAGUGGUGAAUAGAGCUCUAAAUUUGGAAAUUCAGGUUUCUAUGAUGCUGUGUAAUCUGAGCUCUUUAGGGUUUCAUGUGACGCUUGAGAGGCUUUCUGUACGCUAUCUUCUUAAAGGUGUUCAAUGGAUUUCUUGGAAUCUGAUUUUUAGAUUUCGGAUGUUAUGGUGAAAUUUGAAUCUUUUAUUUGGGUAUUUGGUUCUUUGAUGUUCUCUGCUUGCACUAACUCGAAAAACAAAAAUUGAAUUUGUAAAUUUUCGUUUGGUGCAAUUUGGAGGAGUGUAGUUUGCAACUGAAUUAGAUUUGAGAAUUUUUUUUUUAGUUAAAAAGAUUUGGAUGGCGGGAAGAUGGGAGUUGGGGUUACCAAAGAAGGGGACUAUCAGUUUAAAGGAGCAGUUAGCCAGGACCACUCUUCACAAUGUGAGAUCGCAAGGACAUCCCUAUGUGGAGCUUCGUGAGGAUGGGAAGCGGUUUAUAUUCUUUUGUACUUUAUGUCUUGCACCAUGUUACAGUGAUUCUGUGUUGUUUGAUCACUUGAAGGGUAAUCUUCACACUGAGAGGUUAUCAGCUGCUAAACUUACUCUCCUGAAAGCAAAUCCAUGGCCUUUUAGUGAUGGUAUUCAUUUCUUUACUAAUUCAACUGAGAAUGAGAGACAGUUGGCCAUCACAAAUGACAAGCGUAGUAAAUUCUUGGAGUCUAACAGCAAUGUUAACAGUCUUGCUAUUGUAAAGUAUGAUGCAAAUAUGAGACCCACCAUCAAUGGGCAUGUUGGAUGCAAUGAGGAUUUGAAUGAAAAUGCUGGAACUUGUGAUCUAGUCAUUCCAGGUGUAGUUGUAAAGGAUGAAAUUUCUGACUUGAAAGCCAGGUUUAUUGGUUCUGGACGAAUUGCUGCUAGAUUCUGUGAGAAGGAUAACAAUACAAGUGAAAUUUGUAGAAUAUGGUGUGAGUGGUUAGGGGAGGAUAGUCCUGUUUAUGAGGACAUGGUCAAAGUUUCGGAUCACGAGUUUGCUGUUGUGAUUUUUGCUUAUAAUUAUGAUUUGGGAAGAAAGGGUUUGCUUGAUGAUGUAAAGUUGUUGUUAUCAUCUAGUCCUACAUUAGAGUUAGAUAAUGGAGAAGGGACUAACAGAAAAAGGAAAAAGUCUUUUUCUGACCCUGAGGAUGCCAGUGAGUCUUCAAGUAAUCACUAUUAUUCAUCUGGUGAAGAAUCUUCAGCUUCAAAUGGUGGUUCUUCUAGAUUGCUGUUGAAUCAAUAUUAUGACCAUCUUCGUCAUUCAAUGUUUAUAUCAAACAAGACCAUAAGGCGGGAGUUGAGACGGCAACAUCGCAUAGCAGCGGAAAGAAUGUGUGACAUCUGUCAGCAAAAGAUGCUUCCAGAGAAAGAUGUAGCAACACUCAUAAACAUGAAGACAGGAAAACUUGCUUGCAGUAGCAGAAAUGCGAAUGGGGCAUUUCACGUUUUUCAUAUUUCCUGCGUCAUACACUGGAUACUUCUCUGUGAAUAUGAAAUGGCUAAAUAUCAAUCAGUUAGUCCAAAAGGGAGAGGUAGAUCUAAAAGAAAGAAUGGAGCUAAAUCCAAUAUGGCGGGCAAGAAUGGAAAGGUAAAAGCAUUAAAAAGUCAAAUUGAUUCCGUGUUCUGUCCAGAGUGCCAGGGCACUGGGGUGAAGAAUGAGGAAGAUGAGCGGGAGAUGCCAAAAAUCCCUCUUUCAGAGAUGUUCAAAUAUAAGAUUAAAGUGAGUGAUGGACGCAGAGCAUGGAUGAAAAGUCCUGAAGAGUUGCAAAAUUGCUCGACAGGUUUUCAUUUUCCUUCCCAAUUGGAAGAAUCUGUUCAGGAAAAGGUAUUGCCGCUGAAAUUGCUGCAUUUCUACCGGGCAUAUGCGUAGAGUUUGGCCAUAGUUCCCAGUUUCUGAAUCUUGCAAUUCACUGUUACUUGGUUGGUAGGAGCAUGUUUCUGUCUCUAGCAUAGUGGUGUUGACCCUUUCGAAUGGAUAAUGAGUAGUAGAAAUAGGUUUAUGAAGGCAUAUAGCUUUGUGGAUAGCUGUCUUGUAUAGCAGUGAAUAGACCUUUUGUCUAACCAGGGAUGGGUGAAUACAUGGUUGUACAUUGUUAGAGUAAGGAAUUGGUCUCGAAUUUAGGUCUUUAGCCA
Molecule: messenger RNA, 2585 nt
Organism: Manihot esculenta (cassava)
Lineage: Eukaryota; Viridiplantae; Streptophyta; Magnoliopsida; Malpighiales; Euphorbiaceae
Exons: 4
Coding region: 778-2322 (514 amino acids)
Source: RefSeq, a predicted model, not a curated record